UCGACGCUAGCUGUCAUUGACUCAGAAUCCAGCAACGUGCACAGAUGACAAGACACAACGAGAGAAUUAUGUGAAAUGUGAUCAGUUUCUGUGCGACUUAUGGACAUAUCAUUCCUAAAACCUUUGGAUUAUUAAAAUAGAAUGUCCAGUUGAUACAUUCCUGUUUCAGAGUUGGAUAUAGGAUUUAUAGGAUUAUAAUAUAUUUGGGAUUCAAGGAGUAGUGUACAGCAUCAACCAUGUUACCAUCAAUACGAAAGACACUCAGCAUUUUCAUGUGCAUAUGGUGCUCAGCGUUAGCAGGUGUUUACAAGGAUAAGUUUGGCAGCAUUACAAAACCUCCAGACAUAUUGGAACAGCCAGACCAAAUGGUGCCCUUCAAACAGGGAGACAGACUUCUGUUACCCUGCGAUGCAAAAGCAGAUCCCGACCCACGUUUCUACUGGGAGAAGGAUGGUGAACAGUUGGUCAUCGAUGGUACCGUAAUCAGCCAGCAACAGAAGAAGGGUACCAUCAUCUUCAGCAACCCCUUGGAGACGGAUGAGGGCUUCUAUCAGUGUUUUGCUUACAAUGAAUAUGGUACUGCUGCAACUCAGAAAACACAACUCAGAACUGCAAGUGUGAUGCAAUUUCCGAGUAUAUUAUCGCCGACCCGUCAACAUGUUGCGUUAGGGUCACAUCUCACCCUCCGCUGUUUGCCACCACAAACAUAUCCAGAACCGGACGUGUUCUGGGCAACCAUUCGAAGGGAUAAAAAAAUCCGACAAGUUCAAACGGAUAAUAGAAUAACCAUGGACGAUCUUGGAAAUCUUCAUUUUGUGAAUGUGCAAAAAUCGGAUGAGUCAAUGCCAGGGAGCAAGUACGUGUGUACCGUCAAUAAUCCGUUUUUGCGGACGCUUGUGCAGGGAGAGGAUGCGGAGAUUGACGUCGUUGGAGAAACGGCCCCGAAGCGAGCACCAGCCCUGAUGUGGUCAACUCCCGAGAAUCGCCCUGUUGCACUCCGGGACGAGUUCUUCAAGCUGAAGUGUAUAUUCUCAGGAUAUCCCACUCCAGAUGUCUCAUGGAAGCGUAUUGACAAACCCAUGGGAGACAGUCCCCAUAUCUACACCGACCACUUCGGUCAGGAGCUCAUCUUUUCCUCUGUGACGUUCGACGAUGCGGGCACAUAUCAGUGCGAAGGAAAGAACGGCUUGGAAGUCAACCGUCAGACGAAGUCUUUUGAGUUGAGAGUUGAGUCAAAACCCUACUGGAUUAUCAAACCUAAGAACGAGGAUAAGGCAGAGGAGGAAUCCAUCUCGUUUGUCUGCAAGGCGGGCGGCACCCCUACCCCUGACGUCACAUGGUACAUUGAUGGUCAGCCAAUCAAAAAUGCGAAAGACAACAGCCGUCGUAUCAUCUUGCCAGGGAACAUUACGUAUAUCAAUUUGACAAAGAGCGAUGCUCAGGUGAUCCAGUGCAACGCGAGCAACAGCCAUGGCUAUCUCUAUACCAAUGCAUAUCUGAAUGUCCUAGCCGAGCCACCAAGCUGGAAGGCGCCGCCGGACCAAAAGAUGAAACACGCUGUUGGUCAGAUUGUGAAUAUAACGUGUAGCACCUAUGCUGCGCCCAAGGCCAAGGUCAAAUGGGUGAAAGAUGGCGUCGUUCUUUCUGGGUCACAUUAUAAAUUCUACAAAGAUGGAAAUUUAGAAAUCCAGGGGUUAACCAAUGAUGAUGGUGGAAAAUACGAAUGUGAGGCCAAGAAUAAGUUUGGUCAACUUAAUGGUGAUGCCAUGUUAGAAAUCAGGCAACCCACAAAGAUUACAACAAAGCCUACACACAAGGCCGUUAGGGUCGGGGAUACAAUAAAACUCAAAUGCGAAGCGGAAACAGACCCACAGGAGAAAGUGGAAAUCGAUUGGAAGAAAGAUGAGGAGUUUAUCGACUAUAAACUUGAACCGAGAAUAUUCAAAAGUUUCUCAGAUAACGUGUUGGAGAUAACACGUGCGGAGAAGACGGACUCUGGGAUUUACACGUGUGUGGCAACAAAUGGAUUGGACAGUGACAAGGCACGUGCACGUGUUCGAGUCCAAGAUAAACCCAACCCACCCAAGAAUGUCAAGGUCGACUGCUACACUCGAAAGGAUGAGAACGUCGCCAUCAUAUCCUGGGAACCAAACGGCGACAACUUCUCACCCAUAAAAAAAUACAUUGUCCGCUAUAACACGACGUUCGCCCCAGACAAAUGGCGGGUAGCCCUCGAACCAGAUGCAACCGUCGAGUCGUCGGAGUUCAAGAUGUCCCCAUGGGUGAAUUAUACAUUCCAAGUUAUCGCAGUGAAUAAGAUAGACCCGAGUGAGCCGAGUCAACAUACUGCUGAGGUAUGCCGGACAGCUGCAGCACGGCCUGAUAAGAACCCAGGCAACGUGAUGGUAGAGGGGACAACUCCAACCAAUCUGGUGAUCUCAUGGACACCUAUGGAUAAAAUUGAACACAAUGGAGAGAACUUUGAAUACGUGGUCGAGUGGGAAUGCAUGGACCCGGACUGCCAGCGAGAUGACCUCAAAAAAUAUUCCGGCAAAAAGGAAAUAUCCGAUCACAACAAGCGAGAAAUCAUUAUCGAGGGUCAACAGACAUAUAAACGCUACCUGGUCAAAAUGUACACACGGAAUGCUAUUGAGAUAUCGUCUGCACCAACGAUUAUUGUCUAUGGAUAUUCAGGCGAAGAUGUACCAACAGUAGCACCGGAGAACUUCCGUGUUGAUGAAGCUAGCAUCACAGACAAGACAGCAAACUUCUUGUGGUAUGAAGUGGACUCUAGCGUUGAGGUUAUCAAGGGCUUCUUUGUCGGAUACAGGAUUGAGUACUGGAGAAAAGAAGAAGGAUAUGAAAAGAGACGAGAGACCGACAUCAUCAUCAACAAGCCGUCUUCACAGCGUAGACGACGACAGAUUGUCCGGAAAGAAAUGAAGCGGACAGUAGCUGACCUCCCAGCUUACUCAGAUGUCGAAGUCCAGGCCCGGGUCAUCAACAAGAAAUAUGCCGGUCCACCGAGUAAUAUUAUAUUGAUUAGAACAAAGGAGGGAACACCUGGCCCAGUCAAAAGUUUCAAAGUAGUAAACCAAUAUACGACAGCCUUGGACCUUGAAUGGGAGGGACCAGAAGAAGCUAAUGGUGUUAUAAUUGGCUAUGAAAUAUCUUAUAGCAUGGUAAAAGGUUUUGAAAUGACAGAAAGACAGACGGAGCCUUACAUCGACAAUCCAAACAGACGUCAGUACAGAAUCAUCGGAUUAGAACCAAAACAGAAAUAUAGGGUUUAUAUCGCUGGUCACACGAGCAAAGGAAAAGGAGAUGAGAGAUUAACGGAUGGGGAGACUAAGGUCUGGGGACCACCCAUUCCUCCAGACUUUACCUUCACCAACAUUGGUGAGACUGUUGUGAAUGUAACGUGGGUCCCUGUCUCUGUGGACGGCCAGAGAGAAACAUUUGUUUUACAUUAUAGAAAAACUGGCCAAGUAGAAUGGACCAAGCAGCCUCCCGUGACGGACACAAUGUGGUCCAAUAUAACAGGGUUGGAGCCUGGGACUCGGUAUGAGGUCCGUAUCAUGACUACGAAUGGCCGAAAUCAAGAGGCCAUCACUGAUCUCAAGGAGGUGACAACUGCAGGAUAUGCUGCAGUUGUAGGCAAUGUCGCGAAGGCUGGGUGGUUUAUAGGAAUGAUGGUCGCUAUAGCCCUGCUUCUCCUCAUUCUCAUAGUUGUGUGUAUCCUUAAGAGGAACAGGGGUGGAAAAUACCCUGUUCAAGAGAAGGAGAAGCUGCGUGGGCGAGAGUUUGAACCAACCGAUGAAGCUAAGUUUGGUGAAUACAUGAGGGAUGGCGAACGGGAUCAGCCUGAUAUCGCGAAGAGCUCGGGAUCGAUAGACAGUGCUAUGAAAGUCGAUGCGAGCGACUCGGAUAGUAUGUCCGAAUACGCCGAAACUGACCCGUGUAAAUUCAACGAGGACGGUUCUUUUAUUGGCCAAUAUGGCGGCAAGAAAAUUGAGGCCACGCCCGAUAUGAACUCACCGUCUGCUUUGUCGACCUUUGUAUGAUCGUGGCAGUUGUGUCAUUCAUUUUGGGGGACGUUGCUUAUCUUUCUCUUCAAGAACGGAGUUAUGGGAUUUAAUUCAGAUCUCAAGGUGUGUCCACUCAAAGUUCUCAGUAACUGAACACUGAGGGGAACAGCUUUUAGCAAUUUUUUUGCAGUGACAGGCAAUUUUUGUGGCAGCGCUGUGCAAUGAAAUUAGCUUUACCGCAGGCAAUUUUCUUGUUGCUGCCUAUGCUUAAUGAUUGAAAGCAUGGCUGUAUCUUUGUUGUACAACGUUGCGAUAAUUGUUGUCUCAUGUGAUGCGAUAGAUUGGCAAUAUACUGUGUCAAUGCGUUUAAGCCAGCUGUGGGCAAGAUACCUGUACAAAGGCCUAAUUUACCUGUAACAGGCCUAAGAAAAGUUGUCUCCCCUCUGGUGUAUAAAUCUGUCGGCACAGUAUUUGUUGUAUAUGUAACAAAAAUCAGUUGCUUAAGUCUGCCACGGGCUCAAAUAUCAGGCUGUAGACAAACUCAGUCUUUGAGGGGGUAAAAUGUACGUCACAUAGAUUCACAGGGAGUAAUAUCAUCAAAUCAUUCAACUUCAGCAUAGGUUUGUUAUAUCUAUCUCUGAUUUCGAUGAAACUAAAUUUGUAAUUUUGUUUCUUCAGCCUCAUCAGUGCAUGUUUAUUUGUGUUAUCCUUUGCAAGAAUUGUUGAAAUUUCAAUAUGUUACCUUGCCAAUGUACACUUUACCCUUAAAUGGUUUUAAAUUCCCUGUAAAGGAUUUGAUUUUUUAGAAAUGACUGUGUCAGGGCGCAGAGAUUAACUCAAGUGACAUCAGUUACCUCCUUUGGUGAGAGAUAUAGAUUCGGAAAUUUUACCCAAAACCGUUACAGUAUCAGGGUUAAAGCCAGUUUUUGGUGAAAUGAACAAUAGGCUAUAUAUAUACCAUGAAUAUUUUAUGCACUGAGUGUAGCUUUUGUAAAUUUGCCACCUUCAACUAGAAAAGUAUCAGAUCCACAUAUUGGCCCUGCAGCUGAUGCCAAAUGAGUGUAUAUCAUUAAAAAAAGUUGCUCUAACUUUGAACAACUUUUGUAAAAGUUUGGUGUGGUCUGCAUGGCGGAUAUGCUGCAACGAAAAGAAAGUUUCAAUACAAAACGUAUAGGAUCCUCGAUAGGCCUACUGAUGAGCCUGAUCGGAAAUACUAUGUGCAAUAGGUGGUAGGCCUUGAAAAGGUGUGUCACAUUUUCCUUCUAUCCAGUUUUGUUUUGUUUGAUAAGAAUUGUUUACAUAAAUCUUGUAUAAAUUUUCUAUUUAUUAGUUUAGCUAAAUCAUCAGGAAAAUACUCAAUGAUAGAUAGCAGAGGUGUUUUGCCAGACAAGUUCAUUGAAUGUUGCUUGGAAUUGCAUCUAAAUUUUGUUAAAGAAUGUGUGCCACGUGCUAUAUGUAUAUGACGUUUUAUGAUAUACAUGUCUUGGGUCAAUCAAAAAGGAUAAAAUGAAUCGAUAAGUGACUUAAGUCCAGAAAAAUCUUUUGAUCACAGUAAUUUAGAUACACCCUGUAUAUCACGUAAUGAAUGACCAGUCAUUUGCGAUAUACCAUCUUGAUCGAGGUUUUUGCAGUCAUUUUGAAGCUCUUUUCAGUUGAAGGAGUAUAGCUGGACCACCUGCCACUAAACGUCACAAACAGAAACUGAAAGCAGUUGAAGUUAUAUCGAUGUAAUUGAACAAAAUUGAAAUGGAUUGAAUGUCUUGAAAUUGAUUUGAUGCUUCACACAUCCAUAUUAGUAGCUUGUUUAUAUGAACAUGAUUUAUAAUUUUUUUACACUAUACUGCCAAUAUUUUACUAAAUUAGCGCUUGUGUUCAGUUUUAUAUGUUUAUAGAGGCAGAUAUUGCUCACGGCCGACAUUUAGUAUCCUAAGCAUUAGUAAAGCAUUGAUUAAUUAGGAGGCUGAGAAUUUGAAUUUAGGUCCUGAUUUUGUAUAUAAAUUCAAAUAUGGUGUGUUCACUUCUAUGGCAAUGAAUUGCAGCGGAUGUAAGGUAAGGUGGUACAAGUAUAGUCAUGAUGCACAGUACAAUUAUACUAAUGGGAUGGACCAGAGCGAUUCUCCUUGUCACAAAAUGCUGUACAUCGGGCUGUUAGCUCUGGCCAGAUGGGCCAUUCUUAGCUCAGGCAAAAGCCUACCAGACUUUUAAACUUUAACAAUUAUAGUCUCAGCUGUCCGUAGAUGUGAAUACCAGCUGUUUAUCUACACUUAAGGCCGACUCGAAGUGGCUGUUAUUGUAUCACUUUACCUUACAUUCUAUCCUUCUCUCUGAUAUUGAAAUCUCUGAAAGAUCUAACAUCAGUUAGUUCUAUUGGCAUAUUGCGACACUUCUAAGUCUAGUUGUCUUCACCUUCACUAACGCGACAUUCAUAUGUACCGUUGUCCUACCAUAUAUAUAGUUGAUGAAUUUUGUUAUGUCAUAGUCCCCAAAAUCUGUUGUAGAGAAUCUAGUCGGUAGAUGUAGAAGUUGGUCAUUUAUUGCUAUUAUUCAUUGAUAAUCCACGUAUCAGACCAAUUUGCCCUGAAGUAGAAUUACGCCGAUUAAAGGAAUUGUUUCAUGAAAUGCUUCCAAAAUGCGGAGGUGUAAAUUAACACCCAGUUAUUUAGUCCGAGUUCCAGAGAUCCUUAAAAGCUCAAAUCUUAGCAUUUUCAUCAGCCCCUGAUGUUUAACUGUGAAUAUAUUGAUAUGGUCAGAUUUCUCAAAAGGUUUUGGCUUGGAAAUUUGGAUUUUAAAUCAAAGAUGGGUAAAAUCAAGUCCUAUGUGCUCUCAGGCUAGUAUGGGAGGGUCUUAAUUCGGAUGAGACAUUUCCUUUAAUUUCUCAGAAAUCCUUCCCAGGUCAAAAUGGGCUCACAAAUUGCUUGAUAACAUGUAAGUACAUAUAAAUUAUGUGUAUGUGACAAUGCAUCGUACUGUAUAUUUGAAAUCUGUAUAUUUAUUAUCAUGACACAAACGCUUUCAUAUUAUGUAACAAUACUCAAGGCCGUAGUUAAGGUAUUUCUAAUUAUUUAGUCUUAGUGUACCAGAACUUUGUAAAUUCUAAUGCAAAAAAAUUUGGAUGCUGAAUGGGGACACAUAUAUUGGUCAUUUUAUCACAUGAUCAAGUGUCAUUGUAAAUUAUUAAGAUAGCAUCUAGCAUUCAAAAGGGGGAGAUGAUAUGAUAAUCUGUCAUCCUUAAAAGACCGGAGGAGCUUCCUACAAAACAGAAAAUGAACUAGACAUGUUUGUACAUUUAUAUGCACCAACAAGACUAGUUCAUUUUCUGUUUCCUAGACGUCUCCCUGGGAUUUCAAGGCUGGUACAUUUAUUCAUACAUCUAAAAAAAUUUGCCAACUUGGGAUAUUUUAUGGGAAUUAUUCUAUUAAAGGAAGUUUGAAUUCAGGUAUUGGUCUAUUGGUUUAUUAGAAAGAAACCACGUUUUGGCACCAAUCUUGAAGUUCUUUUGAACGAAAAAUUCCCAUAGCAUGUCCUGAUUGCUUGAUAAAGUUUCAUCUUUGCGGCAGUUAGUGGGCGAAUAUGAAACUUUUAUGAUAUGUACGUGUAAUGCUACUUUGUCAUGUCAACUACUGUACGGUGUGUCAGAUCAACGACCCCUUUUUAUUCCCAUGACAAAAAGGAGUAAAAUUGUUGUAAAUUUCAUGUAUUCAUCUGUCCAUUUGUGGCGCCUUGUACACAGGGUGUCACUCAGUCCUCACACUGAACCAUUGACCUCAAGGCCAUAUUUUGACCUUGACAUAAGGUCAUACAUUGACCUUGGCAGAAGGUCAUUAUGAUGUCCGCACUUAUUAAUGAAAUGUACACUAGUAAAGUUUUAGCAACUUUGGUAGAUAUUUAAGUGGAAUCAUUUUAUGUAACAUCAUUUGCAAUGAGUGAUUUACAAUUGUCACUGUAUCUUCUUUGAAAAGAGUCAGGCAUAAUGCCACUGGAUUUUGCUAGCUGUUGCAUUUUCCUUGGACAAGAGCACUGAAAAUAAUAUUUGACAAUAUUCAUGUCAAAAUGUCUAAUAAUUGUCAUGAUACCUCAAAAUAUUCUCUUCAUGGUUUUAAAAGCACAAGAAAACAACAAUUGCGACGGUUGAAAAAUGAUUCUUAUCUUGCCUAAUUUGAAGACUACGUCCAAGUAUGUAUAGUACACAUACUUGCUAUAAGCAUUCAAUAAUUAUAACCAAAAUCACUUACUUAGAGAAUCCUGUCAAAAUGAUUUUGUCAUUGAUGAGGUAACUAGACAAUUCCUCACAUUAGCCUUUACAUUUAACUUAUAGGACAAAGAUGAUCUCAGAAUGAGUAUACAUGUAUAACUAUGACACAUUUCAUAUAUGUGGUAUUGAUCUUAUGUUAAACAUAUUCUCUCAGAACUUGUGACAAAAGAAAAAAUGCAUGAAAAAUGGCUGCUGUGUUUUUUUAUGAUUUAGAAACAUGCUUUGUCCAUUUGAACACUUGUAAAGAAACAUAUACCGUAUAUAUAUUGUUAGUACCAUUGAUUGUAGUAACUAGCUGGCAGUUUCUCUUUUGUGCUUCUGAGCAUUCUUUAUGUUUGAAUGAUGCUGGAAAUGCACACACACACCCCAAUCAUUACUAUUGAGCAUGUUAUUCCCAUGUCAUUUAGCCCCACCCUCAAUGGUGAGUCUGAAUGAUAUGAUUCUUGCCUGCAUGGUCAGUUAUGGGUUCAAUAGUCUGUAUCUAAAAUUUAAAACCUGCCAAAAUCACACCAUGCAAACCUCACACAAUUGCCUGAUUUUGGAUGAAAAAGAACUAAACGACCUAUUGGUAAUAUGUGUGAGAAAGACUCAGUUGACUAAGGCUUACCUAUUUUCACCAUGGAGUAUGUUUUCAGCAAACUAGUAAUGCAAGUCCAGCAUUAUUUUCAAGAGGUUUGAUCAACUAUCAGAUUCUGGGAAUUAAUCGCAACCGCAUUUCAUGUUUAAAUGAGAACAAGAAUUGGUAUUUAGGCCGAUCGCAUUGAAACUCUGAUAACUAAGACUUUAGUUAUUCACUGUGUACAAUGUUUUUUUAAUCCUGUUGUUUUUAUUAUGCUAUCAGCUGUUCUUGGACAAUAAAUUGUGUGUAAUGUUUAAUAGAUAA
Molecule: messenger RNA, 9163 nt
Organism: Lineus longissimus
Lineage: Eukaryota; Metazoa; Nemertea; Pilidiophora; Heteronemertea; Lineidae
Product: neuroglian-like
Exons: 24
Coding region: 237-4064 (1275 amino acids)
Biological process (GO): brain development; axon guidance; cell-cell adhesion
Cellular component (GO): axon; plasma membrane
Molecular function (GO): cell-cell adhesion mediator activity
Source: RefSeq, a predicted model, not a curated record